AUGUUCGUCUCCGAAAGUUCACUUCCAUCUAUUCCACGGUCACCGACUGCUUUCGUGAAUGAGGAAAUAAACACUCCUGGAAAGGAUUCAAAUACUUCGGAUGUGGACAAAUUAACGGGUGUAUUUUCGCCCAGUUCUCGGGAUGCAGCCGCAAAGGAAAACCUCCAUUCGCUUCUCUUUUCACCGGAAACUUACAAUGAAAGUGAACACUCGGGAGACAACAGCAAGAUUUUUAGUUAUGGCGAAACUGAAGAUGACGUUUUUCUCCUUUCAACGUCAUACAGCAUAACAGUUAACGAGGAAAUCACGAAGGACGACAGCAAAAUUACCCGCGGUGAAAAGGCGAAAAACGAACAGGCAAGUAUAAAGGACGAAGUUGAGUCUACGGAAUGGCCACUAAAGUCUGCGGAAACUAAGCUUCCUAAGAUAGUGGUUUCGGAUGACACAGACACUCUGCGAUCAGUGCGUCCUAUGCCGAGAUCGGAAAUAGUUCCAGACGAUAAUUCCCGAGAAGAAAAUUCCUCGGCAGACACAAGGUUUUAUAAGAAACCUCCUCCAUUCAGCCAAGAGCCCUGCGGCGAAACAGAGUCCGGAAAACGCGUUGCUGGACCUAAAGAAGAACAGGUUAAAGACGAGAACGGAGAAGACCAAGCCAACAAUGAACAAAAACAAAAGAACACCACGAAACACGAUAAAGAACCAUUGCUUUUGGAUCAGAAUCUCACAGAAUCCCAGAAUCAGCAAACAGAUUUGGUCAAAGAGACGUCAAUGGUGACCACCGAACUGACCUUGUUAGGGCAAUCAAAUUCUAAGCUCCAGAAUGAGAAUAUGGCCUUAAACCUUCAGAUCCAGGAACUUAAGCAGGAACUUGCCGCGGCCAAGGACGAAGUACGAGCGAUGAAGGGACGUUUGGAGAGAUCCGAGCUGCGUGCCACAAACCUGAAGAAACAACUUCAAACGGAGGAAAGCCGUCGCAAAAUUGGUGCGCUAAAGCAGAAGCAGGUUUUAUUGAACCAGGCUCUGGAAGCUAAGGAGGAGGCUGAACAAGCCAAGCAGAAGCAGUUGAGUCUGGAAGCUCAGCGCCUACGGCUGGAGAACCAGCUCAAGGAAGUCACCGCUAGAGCCAGCAUGGCAGAGCACGACCGUCAGGUAAUUGAUCGGCAACACUCUCGACUGCGUACGAUGAGCGUAGAUUUGCAGAAGGAAUUGGAUUCUACCCAACAGGCACGCCAGGAAGCUCUUAAUUCUACACGCCAGCUGGAACAGCGGCUGCAGUUGAGUGAGAAACAGCGUGCAGAGUCAAUUGAGGCUCUUGAUAAGGCUACCAAGGAGAGCCGAAAGAUGCGUCGGGAUAGGGAUAACGUGCAGGAGGAGCUCAAACGGCUUCAGAAAACCAAAAGCGAACUCGUUCUUCAGAACUUAAAACUUUCGGAGGAUCUCGCGGAGCAAAAGAGUGAUCUCUCUGAUAUGCAGUUGGCUCUUAAUGAGAAACGUGAAAGGGAGAAACUGUUAACGGCAAAACUGGAAGACGCGGAAGCAAAACUCAGAGCAGAGGAGAUGAAGACGGAACGCCUUGAGGCUAACACGAAAUCUCUGGAGAAAACGAUCAAAGACUUGCGAGAUAACUUAUCAGCAAUGUCUAAAGAGUCUCCUCCGCAGCAACAGAAGAUGACAGAAAUGGAGCAACUGCUGUCUCUCGUGAGAGAACAGCUCCGGUCAGAACAGGAGAAGUCCCAGGCUGCGGCCCGCGAAGCUCGUGCUCAAGGCCGAAAAGUAAGGGAGUGCACAAUGCUGCUUGAACAGAAGAAAAUAGCUGCGGUUGAGCUGCAAGGAAAGUUUGACAAAUUAGAAGCAGCUCAUGGAAGAUUAAAACACGAACGUGAAACCAUGGAGGACGAAAUCUCCAGACUCAGAAUUCAGAAACGGGCCUUCAGUCGUGAUCUAGAAACCCUUACAGAAAAAAUUCGCCUAUUAGAGCAGGAGAGGGAGAGCUUACUCCACAAACUAAAUUAUCAACAGGAAUCUACCUGGCCGGAACUUUCUGGGGCCCCCGUCUCGUCGACACCUCCAGAUGUGACCUCUGCCGCUUAA
Molecule: messenger RNA, 2091 nt
Organism: Dibothriocephalus latus
Lineage: Eukaryota; Metazoa; Platyhelminthes; Cestoda; Diphyllobothriidea; Diphyllobothriidae
Source: the annotation of a GenBank genome assembly